AUGCUGAAAAUCGUGGUGAUGUCCGUUAACGGGGAAUCAUUAAGCGAGAAUGUACUCGGGAUUCUUCGACCUAUCAAGGACGUAUUGAGAAACACCGUCGGACCUGGGUGCAUACGUACAAAAGCGAACGUCCUCUUCAAGGUUGAAAUCGAGCCAUACCGAGGACAGGAUUUCAAGAACCCCCCAUUGAACCCUUAA
Molecule: messenger RNA, 198 nt
Organism: Haemonchus placei
Lineage: Eukaryota; Metazoa; Nematoda; Chromadorea; Rhabditida; Trichostrongylidae
Source: the annotation of a GenBank genome assembly